GGGUCACGUGACGCGGAAAUUAAAACCUGCGACAGAGAAGCCCACCACGUGGUUGCAGCAUGGGCGCGCCUUCCGGGAAAAUCAACCGGCCGCGCACGGAGCUGGCGAAAAAACUCUUCAAAAGGCGCCGUGUCCUGAACAAGCAGAAGAGGAAGAAACACCGGAUUGUGGGAGCUGUGGUGGAUGAAGGUCUUAUCACCAUUCACCAUCUGAAAAAGCGAUCAUCUAGUCCUCGGGCAAACAUUACCCUCUCGGGGAAGAAGAGACGAAAACUGAUAAAACAACUGCGCCAUGCCACUAAGGAGAAAACAGAGAUGCAGGUUGAUGUUUCUCCAGCUCAGGGUAGAAAGAGGAGGAAGAAAAAGGAGGUGACACCAUCCGGCUGCCCAGUUGUGGAGAUGGUGGAAGCUGACGUUACGCCCGGAUUGGAAAGCUGAGCCUGGCCUCUGAGAUCUUGAAACUCGGUUCCUUCCUUGCUGUCUUUUCCAGCCUACC
Candoia aspera is the source of this 495-nucleotide messenger RNA. It is a transcript of the gene C17H11orf98, whose product is annotated as chromosome 17 C11orf98 homolog. The record is from RefSeq and is a predicted model, not a curated record. Bases 60 to 437 code for a protein of 125 amino acids. The transcript is spliced from 4 exons. NCBI's taxonomy places the organism in Eukaryota, Metazoa, Chordata, Lepidosauria, Squamata, Candoiidae.